CCUUAGUACACUAUCAUAAUUUACGAAAAUUGAUUCAAGCUAGAAUAUGUGGAAAAAGAAUAGCUGCAGAACAUAGUAUCAAAUAUUGAAAAAUGGUAGUUAAAAUAGAAUUACUUGGAGGGUUGGACAUGCUCUUUAAGAAGCAAAAGGAACUCUCUUUGGAGCUUGCAGAAUUAGGAGAGGACAAGACAUUGAAGUCCUUGAUCCAUUUCAUGGCUGAAAAAAUCGAAAGUCCUACUCAAAAGGAGCUCUUUUAUUUGGAUGGCACAGUUCGUCCUGGUAUUAUCGUCUUGGUGAAUGAUCAAGAUUGGGAACUUCUAGAUAAAGAGGAAUAUGUUCUUGAAGACAAGGAUCAAGUUGUUUUUGUAUCUACUUUGCAUGGUAUGUUUGACAAUAUAACUUUAACGACUACGAAAUCUAACUGUUCAAUAGGUGGUUAAGUCAAUAAAAAAGUUAGUUCUAAGG
Schizosaccharomyces octosporus yFS286 is the source of this 465-nucleotide messenger RNA. Its product is annotated as ubiquitin family protein Urm1. Gene Ontology annotation, biological process: tRNA thio-modification; protein urmylation. The record is from RefSeq and is a predicted model, not a curated record. Lineage: Eukaryota; Fungi; Ascomycota; Schizosaccharomycetes; Schizosaccharomycetales; Schizosaccharomycetaceae. The transcript is spliced from 3 exons. Gene Ontology annotation, cellular component: cytoplasm; nucleus. Gene Ontology annotation, molecular function: protein tag activity. The coding region runs from base 93 to 440 and encodes 115 amino acids.